AUGAUGGAAGUGAAAGAAAAGGUUAAAUCCAGCUUUCUGUCAAGGCMUCAGAGGUUCAUUAGAGAACAGAAUAAAGAWUCCAAGAUCCACAGCAGACAGGUCGGAUCUAAAGCUCUAGAAAGAAUAGCAACCUGCACACCUAUCAAGAUGUGGGUAUCUGGUGUUACAGAAGCAGCUGAGAAACAUUUUCUUAAGUUUUACUUCACUGGAUCUUCGGGACUCCCAAACUUCCCUCAGUUUGAGGUUGUUGCUGAGGUUGACGGCUCUCUGAUCGGUUAUUGCAACCGGACAGAUUUUAGAUUAACACAUGACUGGGUGAAGAAAUUUUUGGAUGAUGAUGUAGAACUGGUCAAGAUGAAGUGUUCUCACGGUCUACCGAACGAAUGGAAGGCCAGGAUUUCUGAUUUGAAGAAAAGACUCAAACAACCUGAAGAUGUUUAUGUAGUCCAGUGGAUGCAUUCCUGUGACUGGGAUACAGAGACUGGAAAGGUCACUGGUUUUUUGCAGUUUGGCUUUAAUGGAGAAGACUUCAUUGCUCUGGACAUCGAGAGGAAUUUAUGGAUUGCUCUAAAACAACAAGCCAUCCCCACCAAACUGGCCUGGGACAAUGACAAAGCUAGAAUACACAAUAAUAGGAUAUUCACCUCUCAGAUUUGCCCUGAUUGGCUGAAGAGAUCUUUGGACUACGGGAGAAACUUUCUGAUGAGAACAGAGCUUCCCACACUGUCUCUUCUGCAGAGGUCUCCCUCUGAUCCAGUCAGCUGUCACGCUACAGGUUUCUAUCCUGAAAAAGCUCGGCUGUUCUGGAGGAAAGCUGGAGAGCAGAUUCAUCAGUUUAUGAAUUAUGAGGAGAUUCUUCCCAACAAUGAUGGGACUUUCCAGAUGAGCGCUGACCUGGAUGUUUCCUCAGUCAGUGCUGCAGACUGGUGGAGAUAUGACUGUGUUUUCCAGCUUCUUGACACUGAAGACAAAAUUAUCCUCAGACUGGAUCAAGCAGUGAUUAAAACCAACAAGAUGAAUCCUAGUAAAAUUGCCAUCUUCACCACCAUCAUUGGAAUGUUUCUUUGUGCUUUAAUUGCCUUGGUUAUCACAUCCAUUAAAAGGAAAAAGGACAACAAAUACUAUGAUAUCUCUAAGAACCCUGAUAUCUCUGAGAACCCCGAGAACUCUGAUAUCUCUGAGAACCCUGAGAACAAGUGA
Molecule: messenger RNA, 1200 nt
Organism: Poecilia reticulata (guppy)
Lineage: Eukaryota; Metazoa; Chordata; Actinopteri; Cyprinodontiformes; Poeciliidae
Source: RefSeq, a predicted model, not a curated record